ACGAACUCGUUUCAGAAAGGAUAUAUUGGUCAUUCAAAACACUGAAGCCCUUUAAAUAAGAAAAAGUGGAGCUUUCUCUCUUGCGGAAUCCUCUCAAAGCAAUGGCAAACAAUCCUUCACAGCUUCUUCCAUCGGAGUUGAUAGACAGGUGCAUAGGGUCCAAAAUAUGGGUGAUAAUGAAAGGGGACAAGGAGCUCGUGGGUACUCUAAGAGGCUUCGAUGUCUACGUCAACAUGGUCCUGGAAGAUGUCACUGAAUAUGAGAUCACUGCUGAAGGAAGACGGAUCACAAAGCUUGAUCAAAUUUUGCUUAAUGGGAACAACAUUGCCAUUCUUGUCCCAGGAGGCUCACCUGAUCCAGAAUGAGAGUGUCUUCUCCUCCCUGUUUCUUGGUUCUUCCCUUUAAUGAUAUUGGUUCCAGACCAUAUUCUCGGUUUUAAUCAGAAUUCUGGUGCACAAGAAGCACUCUUAUUAUUACCUCAAUCACUGUAAGAUUUUCCAGGUUGGGUUUUAGGACAGAGUUGGUGGCGCUUACCGUAAUGGUUAAUGAUUGAUUAUGCUUAUCAUAACUUUGAAAUGUUUUUAGUUCUAAUAUCGCUUUUAUGCAUCAUAAUUUUGAAUAUAGAUGAUGGAGCUGAAUGCUUCUAAGAAACUGUCGCUAGUUCAAGUGACUAGGAAAGUAAGUUAGCAUAAGCUAUCAUGCAUCCCCAGAUUGACAGCUUGAAUUUAAAAGAGGUAUUUUUCCUCUGUUUUUUACAUGAUAAUUCAGAUGUAUGAUUGAAGCCAUGGCAACCUCAUUCUCAAAAUGUGCAUCCAGAUUAUAAUAAAUCAGAUUAUGUGGACG
Durio zibethinus is the source of this 843-nucleotide messenger RNA. RefSeq names its product sm-like protein LSM5. Gene Ontology annotation, cellular component: U4/U6 x U5 tri-snRNP complex; U6 snRNP; Lsm1-7-Pat1 complex. Lineage: Eukaryota; Viridiplantae; Streptophyta; Magnoliopsida; Malvales; Malvaceae. The record is from RefSeq and is a predicted model, not a curated record. Gene Ontology annotation, molecular function: RNA binding. Gene Ontology annotation, biological process: mRNA splicing, via spliceosome.